AUGUACUUCUCCUUCUCUUACAUCACUUCCUUAACUGUGCUCGCCGCCAGUGUUCUUCCAUCUGUCUUCGCUGCGGUCGGCAUCCACUGUGGCACCACCUCAGACGCCACACUGUCUGAUUGCCAAGCUCUGGUAGAUCCUGACACUUGGAACAGUGUUUGGGCUGGUACAUCAAAUGUUUGCCAUUAUUCCAACCCAAACUCUGGCAUUGUGGGCGGCAAAGCCCAAAACGUCGCCUGCCACGGGAACUGCUGUGUUUAUGUCGCUGACGGCGGAGCUAAAAACUUCCAAUUCGUCUCUGAGACCAUCCGUAACGAGGCCGCUGGCUUGCUGGGCUGUGGCGAUACCAGCAAAGACAAGAUCAACGGACUGGACUUCUUCGAGGAUGGACAUGGCACAUGUAUCAGCAACGGCAAUGGGUGUGGAGACUGCUUUGACGACUCCGAUUUCUCUGGUGGUUGCCAGAUCUGCUGA
Molecule: messenger RNA, 474 nt
Organism: Stereum hirsutum FP-91666 SS1
Lineage: Eukaryota; Fungi; Basidiomycota; Agaricomycetes; Russulales; Stereaceae
Exons: 4
Coding region: 1-474 (157 amino acids)
Source: RefSeq, a predicted model, not a curated record